This is a messenger RNA of Trichoderma citrinoviride, 822 nucleotides long. RefSeq lists its product as hypothetical. Gene Ontology annotation, molecular function: phosphatidylinositol-3-phosphate binding. Gene Ontology annotation, biological process: intracellular protein transport; retrograde transport, endosome to Golgi. The annotation marks the transcript as partial. The record is from RefSeq and is a predicted model, not a curated record. Lineage: Eukaryota; Fungi; Ascomycota; Sordariomycetes; Hypocreales; Hypocreaceae. Gene Ontology annotation, cellular component: retromer, tubulation complex; endosome. The transcript has a single exon.
GAGCCGCACCCAGGCCUGGCAAAUGCCUACAAGAAGCUCGGCAGGGUCAUCCAGACCGUCGGCGACUACCACGCGGCGCAGGCCACGGCCGAGGCGACCACCAUCGGCGACCCGUUCCAGUACCACUCGCAGGACGCCUUCAUCGUCAAGGAGACGCUCACGAACCGCCAGAUCCUCAUCCGCGAGUACCUGCAGGCCCAGGAGGUGACGCGGAGCAAGCUCAACGCCGCGGACCGCCUCAAGGCCAGCUCGAGCGUGCGCCGGGAAAAAGUGGACGAGGCCAUCGCCGCGCUGGACGAGGCCCGCACGAGCGAGACGCAGCUCUUCCACAAGACGAGCCGCGUCACGCAGAACCUCGUCCAGGAGCGCCGCCGGUGGUUCGAGCGCACGGCAAACGACCUCCGCCUCGAGAUCAGGGAGCUCGUCCUGCGCGAGAUCGAGGCCGAGCGCCGCUCCCUCGCCCUUCUCGAGAGCGUCCGCGCCGACAUCCGCUCCAUCGACGCCUCGGGCGGCCUCAGCCGCCUCGGCCGCGAGGCGCACCCCACCAUCCGCCGGACCAGCCUCGCCGCCAGCCAGGGCCCUAAGGGGGACGCCUGGAGCGGCGUCCCUCGCCGCUCCGACGCCACCAGCCGCACCGCCUCCGUCGCGGGCAGCGCCAAGCUUGGCGUCCCCGAGGAGGCCGGUUUGGAGGGCGAGGGAAAUGGCGCGAGGAGGGAGCCCGGUGGCGGCGGGCUGGGCAACUUGGUCGGGCUGGAGGAGGAUGACGAGGAUCGGAUUGAUGCUAGGAAUGCGGCGAGUCGGUUGGCCACGAGCACUUUUUGA